UCCCCAUUUUCCUGCUUCCCGUCUGGCCCAGGAAAAUAUCUCAAAUCUUCACCGGUCGCGAUUUUCUCGGGAAAAAUGUCGCCUCGCCGUUUCGCAAUCUCUUGAUCCUCCGCCACCGCCAAGCGAAGCUCGCCAUGGCCGUCCCAAUCCUCUCGCCGGAAGUCCCCGCGCUCCGCGCCGUCCGGCGCGCGGGAUAUGCCGCCACGGAAUUCUCCCCCCUCGGGAGCCCUAAUCCUAGGAAUCUCAGAGCCGUGCCGCUGCUUCGGAGGAGCGAGGAUUGGGGGUCUCGGAUGAGGCUCCGGGCACGGACCAAGGGCGCCGAGUUGGGAGUUGCUUCGGAUUGCGAUCAGAACGUGAGCCUGCACGGGCAAUUCUCUGCUCCGGUGAAGAAGAGCAAGGAGGAGGAGGAGGAGGAGCAGGAUUAUUACUUGAACAUGGGCUACGCGAUUCGCACUCUGCGCGAGGAGUUUCCGGAGCUGUUCUACAGGGAGCUCAAUUUCGAUAUCUACAGGGAUGACAUAGUCUUCAAAGAUCCGCUCAACACUUUCAUGGGAAUUGAGAACUACAAAUCUAUCUUCUGGGGAUUACGAUUCCAUGGAAGAAUAUUUUUCAGGGCUUUGUGGGUUGACGUUGUUAGCGUGUGGCAGCCGGUUGAAAACGUCUUGAUGGUUCGGUGGACUGUUCAUGGAAUUCCGCGAGUCCCAUGGGAGAGUCGCGGUCGAUUUGACGGCACUUCUCAAUACAAAUUUGAUAAGAAGGGGAAGAUUUUUGAACACCGUGUCGAUAACAUCGCUACCAAUUCACCCUAUAAGUUCAAAGUGCUAACUGUGGGUGAGCUGAUCCAGUCUCUGGGCUGCCCCUCAACACCAAAGCCAACAUAUUUUGAGAGUUCAUCGUCUUCAUCUUCGAGAAGGAACUAGCGUAGAGAAGUUGCCUUUCAAUUUUGAUAUACAGUGCGUCCUUAAGUUAAUCCCUGCAGGUUGAACUUUUGGCCCGCUUUUUGCCAGGCUCAAGCAACUUGGGACUGUAAUGGCAGGUUAUUAGAUUGAGUCAUCCUAGAAGACACUUGUACUAUAACUGUAUAUUUGUAUAGUAUUGAACGAGUGUAAGCUGUCGUUCUCCCCUAGAUGGUGUGUCCUGUAUGACAUUUUGCGACACUGAGUAUGAAUUUACCAUGCGUUAUGUUCUGUAA
Syzygium oleosum is the source of this 1192-nucleotide messenger RNA. RefSeq lists its product as uncharacterized. Bases 135 to 920 code for a protein of 261 amino acids. Lineage: Eukaryota; Viridiplantae; Streptophyta; Magnoliopsida; Myrtales; Myrtaceae. The record is from RefSeq and is a predicted model, not a curated record. The transcript is spliced from 2 exons.